CUGUCAUAUCGACCGUCCUGAGGAGCCACGUUGAGAAUGGUCCGGAUAGAGGGUACUCUGUCUAGCGAUUUGGACUCGUGUGUUCGGAACCCGAAUAAUUAGGCGGCACUUGGAAAAUCCCCGGGUUCAAGUCAACCAACGCCCUAUUGUUCUCAGAGGCUCGGCACGAAAGCCAGGCACCGGACCUCAGCUGCGGCUUUGAAAUCAAACACCUAUUACUUAGGCUGCUCACAGACACCCCUCUCUCACCAUCAUGGCGCCUCUUAUCACCAGGGUGCCCGGCAUGGAUGACCUUCCCGUCAUGAGGCAGCAAGAGGUCAUCCUGGUCGUGAUCGUCUCCUGCUGCAUCGUCAUGUUCUGUCUGGUCCUCGCGGCCGACCGACGGACGAGCCGGCAGCCGGCCCCGAUGUCGCAAUCGCCUUCCCAGGAAGGAGGCGGCAGCGGCAGCGGCAGCGGUAACGGGCCCGGUGCCAAGAGCGAGGGCAGGCGCGCCGCCGGGCCGUCCGAGACCACCCCGUUACUCUCCCCCGAGUCCACCCUCCUCGGCUCCGGAUCGUCUUCGAGCUUGAGCGCUAAACGGUCCGACAGCACCGACUCUUGGUCCUCGACGGCCACGGCGGCGGCAACGGAUGACUCCCAGACAGAAACAUCAUCGCCCUUGGCAGAUGAUCAGGGGUUUUCGUUGGUCUAGCACUGCUAUGAUCAGACUUCCUCCGUGUUACCUUUUUUUUCCAUCAAAUGUGUAAUUAUUAUUUGACGCAGCAAAGCAGCAAACGGUUUUUGCAACAGUCUCCGUAACUCCAAUGUCCGACUUCUUCUCUCCAGUUCCCACACGAAGCGUAUGAUAAUUGUUGGGGAUAUUAAUCAGUGGCUUUUGGACUGAAGGAGGCUUGAAGUGAGGCGUGGAAGGGGAGCCGCCGCGGAGGGACUCGCCGAGGCAACA
Messenger RNA from Thermothelomyces thermophilus ATCC 42464, 943 nucleotides. RefSeq lists its product as uncharacterized. Lineage: Eukaryota; Fungi; Ascomycota; Sordariomycetes; Sordariales; Chaetomiaceae. The transcript is spliced from 2 exons. The record is from RefSeq and is a predicted model, not a curated record. The coding region runs from base 254 to 691 and encodes 145 amino acids.